UCUCGCGGCCCACCCCAGCGCCGGUGCAGCUGGCCAGGGUCUCGGAUAUGCCGAGUCCAGAUGAGGGGGGGAAGGCAGUAGGCGGAGGAUGACGAUCUGGUCCUCAAGCUUGAUACUCCCUUGCCUCGGGUGAUGGGCUCAGGAAGGGAAUGGAGCGAAUCCGAGUGAAUGGUGUUCUGGAAAGCUCUCAGCACUGGGGGCCAGAAGGCCUGGUCUGAAUUGCACCCUUCUGAUUGCUACUCGAUGCCUAGUGGGGAGAUCAGACAGUGAGAAGUGUCAGAGGAGAGGAGCUCAAAUAAAGAGCUGUGGGGGGCAGAGAAGAGAUGAUGUCCUCUAAAUAGCACGGGGACCAGAGCUUUCCAUUUUCCAGAGCACCUUCACCGGCUGUGUCUUGUGCUGGAGGCAGGAGCUGACAUGGACCCAAAUCCGCGGGCAGCCCUGGAGCGCCAGCAGCUCCGCCUUCGGGAGCGGCAGAAAUUCUUUGAGGACAUUUUACAGCCUGAGACAGAGUUUGUCUUCCCCCUGUCCCACCUGCAUCUCGAGUCGCACAGACCCCCCAUAGGUAGUAUCUCAUCCAUGGAGGUGAAUGUGGACACACUUGAGCAAGUGGAAUUUAUUGACCUUGGGGAACAGGAUGGAGCUGACGUGUUCUUGCCUUGCGAAGAUCCUCCACCGACCCCCCAGACGUCUGGGGUGGACGACCGUCCCGAGGAGCCGAACCUGCCAAUGCCCACGGCAGACAGGACCACAUCCCGCACUUCCUCCUCGUCCUCUGACUCCUCCACCAAUCCGCACAGCCCGGAUGUGAGUGACGGCGGAGCAGACACGCCCUUGGCACAGUCUGACGAAGAGGAGGAUGGGGGAGAUGGCAGGGCAGAGCCUGGAGCCUGCAGCUAGCAGUGGGCCCCCACCUACAGACUGAUUGAGCUGCCUAUUCUCCACUUGAGACCCCAGGCCCAGCCAGAGCGCUUCGGAGAAGACCAGACUCUUUACCUGCAGUAGGCACCAGAGGGAGGAAAGGAUGGUGGGUGGUGUACCUUUCUGGGAAUUAACCCGCUCCUGCUUUACUGCUAACCUUUCCCUGCUGCAACCUCCCUGGCAGGUUUUGGCUUACUCCUGAGGUAGGGCCUGCAAGUGAGGAGGUGGAAGAUGAGAUAGGACAAGAUGCCACUGCUUUUCUUAGCACUCUUCCCUCCUCCAAACUAUCCUGCAGUCUCCUGAUAGAGUCUCCUAAACCAGUGUCUCUAAAUGGACGUGAACUCCUUAACACUCCCAGUGAGAUGGUACUCCAGCCAUCCUGCUUCCUUACAUCCUUUUUGGAACAGGGCACGGUAUGAAUAAUAAACAGAUAAUAAUAUGCCAACCAUUCCACUUCAUCUUUUCACAUUGUACAGAUAUCAAACCCAAUACAUUUCUUUAGCUCUCUAACCAAUACCAUAUUCCCAUGACUCAUUUACUCCAUUUAUUCAAGAAGUAGUUAUUUGGAAUUAGCUGCAGAUUUGGAAUACAGUUUUGAACAAGACAGGCUGCCUGCCUUCAUGGAGGAGAAAGUCAAGUAAACACCACAGUUCACAGCAUAAUAAGUAGCAUGCUGAGGAACUGUUCUGUUACCAGAAAAUGGGCAUCUUAACCUAGCUUUGAUGGUCGUUGAAGAGCUGAUUUUUAAGCUGGGAUGCAGAGGAUGAGUAGGAGUUAGCCAGGUGGGGCUGUAACCCAGGCAGAAAGAGCAGCUUGGGAAGACUUUAAAUGGAGAGAAAAAUCCUGAGGAACUGAAAAACAUUCAGCUUGACUGAAUUGUUGAAUUUGAGCAGAUGAAGGGAGAGGUAAGAUUGACAAAGGUCAGGUCAUGAAAUGCUUUGAAGCCUGUAUCAAGUUUCAGUUUGCUAGUAAAAUAUCAGUGACUUAAGAUAUAAAUUUGGUUUCCUCAUAUAAAAGAAGUCCAAAGUGCAGGGCUAUAUGGUCGUUCCACAGUUAUUGGACACCAAGGUCCUUCUUGGCUCUUUUUGCUUAGCCAUCUAAGGCCCAUGGCUGGAAUUCUCAUUGAUACCUCAUGGCUAAAAUGGCUGUUGAAGCCCCAGCCAUCAUGUCUCUGAAGCUGGUAGAAAGCAGGAGAAGAAAUUAAGGAUGGGCAAAAAAAGGCACGGCCUGCUGCCUAGUCCCACUUCGACAAGCAUUUUUGGAAGUUCUAACCAAUAGCGUCCACUUACAUCUCAUUGGCCAGAACUUGGUAACCUGAGGGAUGUUUCAUUUACAGAUGUUUUAUAGACAUAGGGACACAACAUUAUCUAGAAGAAAGGAAAUUCUGGCGUUUGGAAAGACAAUAACCUUUCAAGUUUCAAUUACCAAUGCGUCUGAUUCCUAUACUUCCUGUCAAACCUCUCAGAAGCACCCUGGCUGCUGCAGAGGCUGGGGUAGUCCUUUGGUAGGGCACCCUGCUGUCUUGAUAAAAUCAGGGUUAUGUUACUGACAAACAAGAGGACAGCAGUCAUUGGGUAGAUAACUAGCAGUUUACACGUUACGACUUUGAACUUUAUUGGGAGUAAUGAAGGAUUACAAGUGGUUGAUGUUGCUUGUUAAAAAGAUAAUUUUUUAUCUUUUUAACAAUUCUGGCUGCAGUGUAGUGUAAUUCUGACUGCAGUGUAGAGAACAUACUGGAAGAGGACAGGCUCCAGACAGACAUAACACAGUAAUCCAGGCAAGAGACAACGGUGGCCUAGAAGAUAGUGGUGAUGAUUAGCUUAACUGGGUUGAGGCAGGGUAUGAACAAAUAAAUGACAUUCAUUCAAUAAAUAUUAAAUGUCAGUGUUUAACAUGUGUAAGACACUGAUCUUGGCCUUGGGAAUGUGGUAGUGGCACAAAAAAAAAGACCCCGUCCUGCUCUUACGGAGUUCAGGGUCUACUGGGGGCCCAAAUGUAAAACUGCAACUAGGACUAGUGCUGGGAAGGAGUUAAUAGCCUAUUAAGAGAGGUCACGAGGUGUUUGCCUGCAGGAAGUGGUUUUGAGCUGAGAUCUGAAGGUGGAGUAGGAGUAGUUUAGGGGGAGAAUGGCUGCAAGGACUCCUGGUAGAGAUGUACUGAUUGGAGGGGACCAGAGUGGAUGCCUGGAAACCAGGAGAUGAUUGCAGCCAUCUAGAUAAAAAUGGAACAGGGUGGAGGUGGGGGGGGGGGUUGUAGAAAAGUGGAAGGAAUGGAGAGAUAUUGGGGAGGCAAAUUUCAAAAUAUUUUCAUAGGUGGAUGUGAGAGAGGAAGGGCUCAAGGGUGCCAUCCUUGCUUCUGCCUUGUGCGGCAGGAUGAUUUGGAGGGUUCUUCAUCCAGAUGGGGAGUUUAGGAGAGCACCAGGUUUGGGGAAGAGGCCAUAAAUUGGGUUUUGGACAUGUUGAGUUCGAGUUGCUUUUGCGACCAAGAGGACAUUUUGGGUAGGCACUUGGACCCAUGAGAGUGGAAUUUAGAUCAGAGGAUUGGGCUGGAAAAUCAAUAGGUGAGUUAUCAGUGCAUAGGAGUUAAGUGUAGGUAUGGGUGCAAGUGAGCUUGCCCAGGGAGAGACUGGAAUAAAAGGAGGGUUAUAGGACCUAGCCUUAAGGAACAUCAAGUCAUUUUUCAUAUUAGAAAAAAUAAAUCAUUCCACCUCCCUUCAUACAUCAAACCAUCCAUGGAAUCAGUGACCUUCGGCCUAAAUCCCAAAGCUCUUUGUACCAACCAGGCUGAGUGACAGGGGUGCAGUCUUCCCAAUAGCCCCAUUUUGCUUCCACCCCUGUAGGAGGCCAUUGUAAGUGACAGUUCUUAAGUGCUUUUCCUAGCACUACUGAAAAACUUGUGGGAGUUCUGUGUUCCUUUUGUCUAAAAGUGUCUGUGUCCAAGUUGAGAUCAUCCACUAAGCUGGGCCAGGGCCCAGCCUCAUGUUAAAUUUUGUGGUUUUUCUGGGUUGCCGAUGACUUUGCUGCACACAGAAGACAUGGUCUCUGUCCUCUUGUUCUUUGUCCCUUCCUUUGGAGUAGCGAGGCUCAGCCUCCUGUCUGACUGCGGCUGAGCCUUCUCCUGGGGUGCACCCCAUAAUAUCCACAGCUCAGCUCUGAGGGCUUCUCAGCUCCUGGGAUCUCCCCAUUCUCCUCCAAGGCGAAUGAUGGGAAGCGAGCCUAGCUUGGUUGCUGUCAGCAUGUCAACAACCCCAGGCACACAAUGCUAAGAUCUGUGGGGUCUGGGGCAGGGAGCCUGUCCGGGGAGAGGGAUCUGCAGCCCUCUGGAGAGGUGGAAUUGUUUGUGAGCCUACGGGGAGCCUCCAGUUCAGCUGCUAUGAGCCCCAGCCCUGCCUGGGAAAAUCUAGGGUCAGCUGAGACCCCAGGACCACUUCCUGUUUGGACAAUGACCUCUUCUUCUGCCAAACCACAGGGGCUUGGCUGGCCUUCAGAGCCAGAGCCAGCACCUCCAGCUGACUGUUUUAUUUGAGGCCACACAGGGCCCUUGGAGAUGGGGGAUGAUUUGGCUCCAACUCCGAGGCAAGCAGCCCAGCUUUCAGUCUCCAAGCCACAGUGUGGUGUCUUCUGUCCAUUGCAUAGACUUGUCAUAGACUCUGGAGAGGAGGGAAGAAGACAAACUCCUCCUGUAGAAUCCUGUGCUGUGGAGGAAAUAGGAGGGACCACAUCUCAGGGGAAGAUUCCCAAGACGGCUCACACUGUAGCAGUCCCCAGGAGUGCACUGAACUUGAUACCGUGAAUAGUAUGGCGGUGUGGGGACAACAUGGAACGGUGUUAUGAUGUUGUCUUGUUUGUUCAUUCAAACAUUACUGAGCCCCCACUAUGUGCUAGCCUCCUUGCUUACGCAACAGAAACUCUAAGGUGGCCAAGAGCUUUUCCACGAAGAGACCUGGCCACAGAUAAUGGAACUAUAACGUGGGCUGUAGCACACUAGAGAGGAAGAAGGCAAGUCUUCUCUGGGGGUGGCUGGGUUUUGAGCGAUAGGGACAGGCAAUUUCAAAAGGAAACAAAGCAUAGAAGUACAAGGUAAUCAUAAUCAUAAUAGCAACUCCCUUAAAAAAUUUGUUUUUGAAGUUGAUAGUGUGGACUUGAGUUCUGGCUCCAUCACUCACUGUGAUCUUAGGCAAUUAUCUCAGUUUCUGUACUCAGUUUACUCAUCUGUAAGAUGGAGAUAAUAGUGCCUGCCUCAUAGAGCUCUUUGAGUAAAGGUUAGUAGAGAUUAUUAAGCACUAACUACAUUCCAGAUUCUACAUGUACCUAAUUUCUGAUCCUUACAACAACCCUGAAAGCAGGUUUAUCCGUUUUACAGAGCGGGAAGACUGGCACUCAGGUUGCUAAUGCUCACAUGGAUUAAAGGCUGGUGUGGGGAUUUGAACCCGUGUCUGUCUGACAUCUAAGCUCAUGGCCUUCCUUCUAUUCCAUGUCUAGUGGGGCAGGAACACUGGAUGUAAGUAGAAUGAGGGCAUAAUGAGACAAAGACAUCUUUUUGACACUUCCUCUCCAGUUGGUCAGGGCUAUAUCUAGGCAGACCUGGCAGACACCAAAUUUCUGGUUCUUCAGAGCCAGAUGGUUGUCAGUUUUACCAAAAGACUGUGUACGAAAUCCUUCAUGAAUGUGUACCCCAUUGGGCAGGUGGAAAAACCAAAGCAGGAAUUGCUUGGAACUCCUACAACUCAAGUCAGCACAAAAGGGGAGAGGUGGAAAAAGAUUUUAACAGAUCGUUCACAAAAGAAAAUAUAUGAAUGGCCAAGAAGCACAUGAAAAGCUGUUCAACAUCACUAGGUACCAAGGAAAUGCACGUUAAAACCACAGUGAGAUACUACUACAAACACACCCACGUGGCAAAAAUGAAAAAGCCCCCCAAAUUAAAUGUUCACCAGGACGUGGAGCAAUGGGGACUCAUACAUUGUUGGUACAAGUAUGAAAUGACACAUUUUGGAGAAAGAUCUAGCAGUUUCUUGUAAAAUUAAACAUAUACCUACUCUUUGA
Messenger RNA from Balaenoptera musculus (blue whale), 5960 nucleotides. RefSeq names its product dysbindin domain containing 2 (gene DBNDD2). Gene Ontology annotation, biological process: negative regulation of protein kinase activity. Bases 415 to 897 code for a protein of 160 amino acids. The record is from RefSeq and is a predicted model, not a curated record. The transcript has 4 exons. Gene Ontology annotation, cellular component: cytoplasm. NCBI's taxonomy places the organism in Eukaryota, Metazoa, Chordata, Mammalia, Artiodactyla, Balaenopteridae.